This is a messenger RNA of Chelonia mydas (Green sea turtle), 1238 nucleotides long. RefSeq names its product histone H4. The record is from RefSeq and is a predicted model, not a curated record. The transcript has a single exon. Gene Ontology annotation, biological process: nucleosome assembly. Gene Ontology annotation, cellular component: nucleosome. Gene Ontology annotation, molecular function: DNA binding; protein heterodimerization activity; structural constituent of chromatin. NCBI's taxonomy places the organism in Eukaryota, Metazoa, Chordata, Testudines, Cheloniidae. The coding region runs from base 1 to 312 and encodes 103 amino acids.
AUGUCUGGUCGCGGUAAGGGGGGUAAAGGCUUGGGGAAGGGAGGUGCCAAGCGCCAUCGUAAAGUGCUUCGGGAUAACAUCCAAGGUAUUACUAAGCCAGCUAUUCGUCGCUUGGCUCGUCGCGGGGGGGUGAAGCGUAUUUCGGGGUUGAUUUACGAAGAGACCCGGGGAGUGCUGAAGGUGUUCUUGGAGAACGUGAUCCGUGAUGCUGUCACUUACACUGAACAUGCCAAGCGAAAGACCGUAACGGCCAUGGAUGUGGUUUAUGCUCUGAAACGCCAGGGUCGUACUCUCUAUGGUUUUGGCGGCUAAACGGGUCACUAAAGUCAACAGGGCAACACAAAGGCUCUUUUAAGAGCCACCCACUUUUUCACAAUAAGAGCUAUGAUUCUUGUGUUCUUAUGCUGUGAUGUGAAAACUUAAUACGAAAAACUAUUAAAUUUACAUGAAAUACGUGAGUAUUUACGCUAAAUAUGUUUGUAUGUAAACGACAAUUAGUGCUUUGGUUAAAGUAUAGCGUAUGUGUUUUUCAGUAGUAAAAUUAGUGGUGGCUUCCUUGAAUGAUAGUAUUUGUUAGAGGAAAAUUAAGAAAUGAUAAACUCUUACUGGAAACGAGUGGCUGCCUUUGGGUUGUAGGUAUUAAUUUCUGCAUUAAGAGCAUUUACUUGGAGCUAGUAUACUUGGUGACCGCUUUUGUACUUUUAGAUACAGCAUCAGAGCGGUAGCUGUUGUUAGGCUGUAUCAGCAAAGACAACGAGGAGUCCUUGUGGCACCAUAGAAACUGAGACAUUUAUUAGGCAUAAUAAGCUUAUGCACAAAUAGAUUUGUUAGUCUCUAAGGUGCAACAAGGACUCCUCGUUGCUUUUGUAGAUGCCAGGGGAGAGUGACAAAUAUGUUGCGCUGUGUCUCUGGCAAUGCGCUCAAAAAUGUCAUUUACAAAAAGAGUUCAUGAUUCACAUGGCCUUGGAGAAGAUAUCAGUGUCAGGGUGAACUUGCUUCAGCACUUCGUAAUCAUAGUUGGAGAAACUUUCCUUCCUGGUCUUUCUACUUUUUUUUUGGUCGCCUUUUUUCUGGGUCUUGGUUACAGCUUUCUUAAACCAUUUCUUGGGAGUAGGAGCAGAUUUUGACAGUUCUGGUAUCUCUUAAGACUUUUAUGAUCUCCCUGUUGCUCAGUUACAAAGUGAGGAUAAUAGCUGCUGUUCUCUAGGAGGACGUUAUGAAAAAAAAAACCCCAACAA